AUUUAUAUAUGCUUAUGUAAUACAUUGAUGGAGGAGAAUUAUGGUUACAAAUUCAUAAUUUUGGAGCAAGAGCAUUUCCUUUAUGUAUUUAUUAUAUUACAGAAAUUCUCAAAGGUAAUUAAACCAAUUUUAUUAAGCUAUAAAUUCAAUUCAUAAAUAAGGGAUAGUUCAUAGAGAUAUAAAAAGUGAAAACAUAUUAUUAACUUAAGAUAAAAAAAUAAAAUUUAUAGAUUUUGGAACUGCAAAAGAUAUGAAUGAUCUAACCAUAGAAGGAAGUGGAAAUGGUAGAAAAGGUAAUCAAAAAUUAAUUAUAUUUAUAGGUAAAUAAAUUUUUAAACAUUUUGUUGGUACUCCACAAUUCAUGGCUCCUGAAUGUAUAAGAGAUAAGAUUCUAAUAAAAAAUCAGAUAUAUAUUCUUUGGGAGUGCUAUUUUAUGAUAUAGUUUUUGGAAAGUAUCCAUUUGAUGGAAAGAGUGAUUAUUUGGUGUUUUAAUAAGCAUUAGAGACAGAAUUAAAAUUACCUGAUGAUGGGUGGAUAGACAAUUAAUAGUUUAGAAGUCUCAUCAAAAAGAUGAUGCAAAAAGAUCCUUAGGAUAGACCAAGUCUAAUUGAAAUUAUGGAGGAUUAAUUAUGAGGUGAUAAUUUUAAUUGGAAUAUUCAAUAAGGUAUAAUUAUUGUUUUUAAUAAGACUAUUAGUCCAUAUU
Messenger RNA from Paramecium sonneborni, 703 nucleotides. NCBI's taxonomy places the organism in Eukaryota, Ciliophora, Oligohymenophorea, Peniculida, Parameciidae. The record is from the annotation of a GenBank genome assembly.